This is a messenger RNA of Diorhabda sublineata, 4328 nucleotides long. Its product is annotated as thiamine transporter 1-like. Bases 177 to 1448 code for a protein of 423 amino acids. Gene Ontology annotation, molecular function: vitamin transmembrane transporter activity. The transcript has 4 exons. The record is from RefSeq and is a predicted model, not a curated record. Lineage: Eukaryota; Metazoa; Arthropoda; Insecta; Coleoptera; Chrysomelidae. Gene Ontology annotation, cellular component: plasma membrane. Gene Ontology annotation, biological process: transmembrane transport; vitamin transport.
AGAUACCAAGGUCGUAGUAAACAAUUUAAAAAUGUUUAAAACAUUUAUAAUUAAAGAUGUAUCAGUUAACUUCGUGUAGAAGUGGUAUGCAGUAAGUCGAUUAUUUAGUGUAUGAAAUAAUUAUGGUUUACAAGGCAUAAUAUUCACUAUUAUAUAAGUGCAAGAGAACACAAAAUAUGAAGGAAUGGAUAAGAAUUUCUUUGGCACUUAGUAUUUUUGGAUUUCUAAAAGAAAUACGACCUUCCGAACCAUUUGUUUAUGAAUUUUUGAUUGACCAUCGAUGGAGAAAUCUUACCGAAGAAGAAGUAACUCAACAAGUGUACCCUGUUGGUACUUACAGUUAUUUAGCACUAUUAGUUAUAAUUUUUUUAAUUACGGACUUAUGUAGAUACAAACCACUCAUCAUAUUGUUAGGAGCGUCUGGAAUUGUAAUAUGGAGCUUAUUAUUAUGGACGAAAACCCUUUUUGAAGUUCAGAUUGUAGAGUUUUUUUAUGGAGUAUUCUGUGCAGCAGAAGUAGCUUACUACAGUUACAUAUAUGCUAAAGUUGACAAGGAGUAUUAUCAACAGGUUACCUCACACACGAGAGCUGCCAUCCUGGCAGGCCGAGCUUUCUCUGGAAUAUUAGCUCAAUUAUUGAUAUCUUUUAGUCUGACUAAUUAUAGAGAUCUCAAUUAUAUCACUUUCACUGCCAUGAUCGUUGCUACAGUGUGGAGUGUGUUAUUGCCAUCAGUUGAAAAAAGUAUAUAUUUUCACCCAGAAGAUCUCAGAACCGAACCAAUAGUGACAAAAUUGUCAAACGCUUUCAAAUUGAUGAUAUCUCAUUUUACAACUUCAUUUUCAAAUACCUACGUAUUAAAAUGGUCUCUUUGGUAUGCUUUAUCAACUUGCGGGUUCAUUCAGGUACAAACUUAUAUGCAGCCUCUUUGGACUGCUAUAGUAAAUGACCAUUCAAAACCAAUAUACAACGGCGCAGUAGAAGCAGUAUUAACAGUAUUGGGUUUCCUAGGUGCAUUAAUCGCGGGAAUCAUCAAAACUAAUUGGAGAAUGAAAGGAGAACUUACUUUGACGAUGUGUUCUAUAUUGCAAGCCUUUGCAAUAAUAUACACGUCAAGAACUGAAAAAGUUUUUUUAAGUUACGUUUGUUACGUCAUUUUUGGUGGACUCUAUCAUUUUAUGAUAACAGUUACUUGCAGCGAAGUUGCCAAAUAUAUCGAAGAUGAUAGUUACGGCUUGGUGUUAGGUAUUAAUACAUUCGUAGCUUUAAUUUUUCAGACUAUUUUAACAGCGAUUUUUGUUACCGAUGGUGUGGGUUUUGCUCUUAAGCCCAGAGAUCAGUACUUUGUCUAUGGUUGCUUUCAUCUUUUAAUAGCCGUCAUUUUUAUUUGCAUAGGAUUGAUAGUGUGGAUGAAAAGGGAAAAGGACUACAGAAAAUCCGUCGUAUUGUAGUUUAUUCGAGUACAUUUUCAAAAAUUUUUAUUUUAUUUUUAUUUCUUAUUGAAAUUGUUUUUUCAAAUCACAAUUUCAAUGACUGAAGUGCUUAAUUAUCAAGAAUUUUCUUUACUUAAUGCUUUUAUAUAUAUAACAACUUAUUAUGUUACAGAAAAAGAAUUUUGGGGGAUUCCUACGCCCCAAAAUUGUUAAAUGAGCUCUAUUUUAUAGUGGAAUGUAAUUUUACCCUCAAUUAGCUCAAUGUAGUUGAGUGGCAUGAUUUCCUUCCAAUUAACACCAAUAAAAACCAUGAAUUACAAGAAUCUCCAACGCAACCUUAAAAUUUACCAUAAUCAUGAAAACUAGGACAAUUAUAGUGGAAUUAAUAAGAAUAAAUUUCACUGUCCUUCUCUGUUCUCAUUGCUGGGUAGUACUUUUACAAUCGCCUUGUUCACCUCGUAACAUAUGGAAUUGGAAAUUCUUUCAGGCAUCGUUAGUUUUAAAGCAAGGUUGUUCCACUAGAAUUUUCUUUUAUGAUUUCAUAAGAAAAUGUGUAUCAUGAUUUCUUCCUUCACCAACAGCCCAGUAUAUGUAAGAUGGCUUCCGUAAGCCUUGUGACUGGGGCUACCAGAGUCUUCCUUCUACUUAAGUGUCGCCCUAUCCUGAGGACUAAAAUUACCUAUGAAGAUUUUAGCUCGUUUGUAGUUAUGCUUCCUUGCUUUUCCCCUUUCACACAGCUUAAGAUAUUCCUUAAUAAGCAAUUUAAGAAUUCUCACUGCAGUUUCAGGUCCUAUCAGUGGUAGAGUGGCACAAAUUUUAAACAUUUAAACAGCACGUCAUUAAUUUCAUUGCUCCUAAGUCUCUUAUGUCCAAGGAUCCAGAACAGCUCUUCCCCGUUUUCCUCAAUCAGUUCUUUGUAACAUUACAGAAUUAGCUUUGAUCUGGAGAUCAUGUUAGGUAAUGUUAUUAGUGCCACUGUAAUGUCUGUGAAGAUUUGUACACUAAUGUUCUUAUUUUUUUGCAACAAUACAGUGAGCAUGGUUACUAAUUUGGAAUUCAUAACUAUGUACUUUUCUAGAGGAAGGAUUUGUUGUAUAUUCCCUAUACGUUUGUAUAUUUCUGCUCAAGCAAACUCCCCUUUUUGGAUCCAACCCUGUGGUAAAGUUCCUUCGGCCCAUGACUUGUAACCCGUAUAUAUUUUUAUACCAGUAGUGUGCUAUGAAAUAUUAAAAUUAGUGCGGUAAUAUGUAACAUUUCAUACCUCACUUAAUUGUUUGAAUUGUUGGUCUGUUAGAAUCGAUCAUUUAGUGAAAAUAAACUGAAAUGCUUUUAAGAGGAAAAUUCAUACUUGGAAUUUCGUGAGCUAGUUUUUCAUUAAAAGGGGGGAAGGUAGCCUACUAUUCUACCGAUUUUUGUACUGAAUUUUCUAGGCUAGAAUAUUUGUGAUAUAGUUAAGUGCUUUUUGUUUAGUAAAAGUGAGAAUAGCAAGUUUUAAAAUAAAGUUAUUUGUUUUUGAGUAACAGAAGCAAGACUGGUAUUGUGGAUAUUCCUGUACAUUUUCAAUUACCCGUAUUUUAUGUAUUUUUGACUUCAUCGUUCUAAUUUAGUUAUUCCAAUCACUCUCAAAUCUUUUGUUCCAGUAUUUGAGUUUAGUGAUAUAGAUAGGUAAGGUAACUCAUGUAUGAUGGGAAUAUUUUAUUUUUCAAAAAAAAAUUGCACCACAUAUAAUAUCAGGUCAAUUCAUAUUUAAAAAACAAACAGCCAUCUAGAUGCCACAUCCUGAAUCUUAUUAUUAAUUUUUAUAAUUUGAAACAGAAAUUCCAUUGUAAAUAAAACUAUACAGAAACUUAUUAAAAUAAUAGAUUAUUACAUUUUAUUUAAGCUACUUCCAUCAUAAAACUAACAGUUUUCUUGCAAAUUAGAAAAAAAAUAGAUUUUUCUUCAAUGUUUCUAACCAAGUAUACUUCAAUAUUUGUAAAGAGGACAUGUCCAAGUCCAAGACAACCUGUUCUCAAUUUUUGUAUCCACUGAUUAAUUUAUUCAAGUGCUUUAUGGGUAAAACUUUUUCGCUGGCUUUUAAAACUAUGGUGGUUGAGUUGUCAUUCGAUUCGUAAUCGCAUGUAGGAAGUUAUUGAAAAAAUUGAAGAUGCGCUCGCAAAAAUUAUAAACAAUUGACUAAAAAAAGUGUAGUUUGCUUUUUUGCUUGUAUCUCAAAAACUAAUUGAGAUAUUCUGAAUCUGAAAAAAGCUUCGAAAAGCGGAGGAAAGUUCCUAAAAAAAGAUCCAAUUCCCCUGAAAUAUCAUUAUUUACUUUGUUUAAAUAAUAUUUUUUGUUGCGCGUAUUCGCCCUCGAUAAAAAUUAUAAAUAUUGGUCCUACAGUUCCGGGAGUCAGGACUUUUUUUUUGUAAAUUUCCUCCGCUUUUCGAAUCUUUUUUCAGAUUCAGAAUAUCUCAAAUAGUUUCUGAGAUAUAAGAAAAAACCAAACCCUUUAUUUACUUAAUUGUUCAUAACUUUUGUAAUAUUUGUCAAAAACUUUCUGCAUGCGAUUAUGAAUCGAAUGACACCAGAACCAUAUUUUUAGGAGCUAGGGAAAAGUGUUGACCUAAAAAGAACUUGUUGAUUGGACUAGAUAAAAAGUAGCGUUGUUCUAUGAUUAAGUAGGCCACUAAGAAACACUCAACGUGUAGUUUACAAAAUUUUUAAGAAAUUUGUUUGAUUUUACACUUUUAUUUCACUGUUUAUUGAAUUGUUUUUUUUUAUUUUAAUCAAAUUGUUUUAUUUGAUAUUUUAUGGGAACUUCAUGAUGUGAUGUUAUGUAUUGUUUUUGUUCCAAUGUUUUCAAUCAUUAUAUUUUUUAAGAAAUAACCGUUUUGUAAUUAAACAUUUUUUUCAUAAAAA